Messenger RNA from Spizellomyces punctatus DAOM BR117, 617 nucleotides. RefSeq lists its product as uncharacterized. Bases 28 to 366 code for a protein of 112 amino acids. The record is from RefSeq and is a predicted model, not a curated record. The transcript has a single exon. NCBI's taxonomy places the organism in Eukaryota, Fungi, Chytridiomycota, Chytridiomycetes, Spizellomycetales, Spizellomycetaceae.
GUUCAUUUGCUUCCCUGCACCUUCAACAUGGCCACACGCAUCCCCCUCAUCAUCUUGGGACGAAAACGUGCAGUCGGCGAAACGAUUGCCUCGUUCCUAUCCCCCACAUACCACGUCGUCGACAUCAUCCAUACCCUUCCGGACAUUCCACGCUCCCUCCAAGCUGCAAGCACGCGUCCAAAAGGUUUUGUCAUUGGCGGCGGCUUUGACGAUACAUCCGCCAAAGAAGCGGAACAGCUAGCAAAAGCUUUUGACAAAGCGAUUCAGGUUGUCCGCGUUCCGCAGGGGUACAUGCAAAAAGUGGGACCUGAUGGAGUUGCGACGUGGAUAAAACAGCAGUUGGAUGGGUGUAAUUGGAAGCUGUAGAGAUGUAUUUGGAAGCGAUGACUGGAUUGCAUAUGCCAGGGUAGAUUACGAGGGCCAAUUUCUUAAGUAUGGCAGCGGCGUGGAAUAAUACUUUACGAUAUAGUACUCGGACAUUCUGGCCAAUGACUGUGAAAGUGUUUUGUGAUUUUAAAUACCACUGGCUUUCAGUCAGCCGUCUACCAAGUUCCUCCUUCUUACAACCAGUUGCCAAAAGCAUAUACCCAAAAGGGGCUUAUAAAUUGGAAUCGGAU